Molecule: messenger RNA, 3255 nt
Organism: Cucumis melo (muskmelon)
Lineage: Eukaryota; Viridiplantae; Streptophyta; Magnoliopsida; Cucurbitales; Cucurbitaceae
Product: probable RNA helicase SDE3
Exons: 6
Coding region: 189-2873 (894 amino acids)
Molecular function (GO): RNA binding; 5'-3' RNA helicase activity
Source: RefSeq, a predicted model, not a curated record
GGUAGAACGGGAAGCAUUUCUAACUAAUUAUUGAUGCUCGACAAUACUCCCUCACUGAAGCCCAAAGCGAUCCAUCGCCUCUUCAACCCCUAAAUUUCUAGUUUUACACUGUCUCCUUCGCUGAACCCUGGUGUUUGAGCUUCCAUCUUUGUGGAGCAGAGAAAAAUGAAGAUCGCAGUAGAGAUGACAUGGCCAUCAGUUUCCUCUUGACAAUGGGUACGGUUGGUGAUAAUUGGGGAGACGAGUGUUCUGUCAUUAAAGACAAGGGAGAGAUUUCCUAUAUUGACUACGAAGAUGAUCAAUCUGUUUGCAGCUACAAUCCUGUUGAGGAAGGUCCGAUUAUUGUUUCUGUGCCAUUUGCUUUUGUGAAUGGCAAACCUCGAUCAGUUUUUGUCGGAGAAACAGUGGCUGAUGCGAUUACUAUCAAGAACACCACUGAUGAAUCAGUGGACCUAUGGGCAGUUAAUAUUUAUGCAUCUAAUCCUGAAAACUCAUUUACACUCUCUUUAAUGGAGCCCCCAGAUCCAAAUGCUGACAUCGAAAGUGUACAAGCUUUCCUGGAGUCUUUUUCAUUGGAGGAUAGAAUGAUCCAUGCAGAUGACACUCUUACUAUAUGGCUGUCUUGCAAACCAAAGGAAAUUGGAUUGCACACGACUAUUGUGCAUUUUGAUCUUGGCAAUGAAAGAAUAGAACGAGUAUCUUUUCUGUUAGCAGAUGAUAAGAUUUCUCAGUCGUUGGUACCUAGGAAGCCGUAUUCAAGAGAUAGGAGAAGGAGGCAGGAGGCAGUAGAUUCGUAUAUUCCUGGCACACGUCCUACUAGAACACGGGGUCGGGGAUUCAAAAAUUUCCUUCUCCAAUACGAAAUCCCUAGUAAAAUUAAAGAUGAACUUAGCAGAAAGGAGAUCCCUAGUGCUGUUCGAGAAGGACUUAAAAGAGAUACUUACGUUCCCUAUUUCAUGACAUUGUUGAACAUGGAAGAAAUACAAUUGGAGGAAGACAUGAGAGCUUAUGAUAUGGAGCUUGUUACUAUGAAAAGAAAGGGACAUAACUUUUUGUCCCUCGAGGUUCCAGGGCUUGCUGAGAGGAGGCCUUCACUUGUCCAUGGAGACUAUAUCCUUGUCAAGAUGCCUUUUGGACAUACAAAUGACUCAGUUUCGGCUUAUCAGGGAUAUAUUCAUCACGUCGAAGCUGAUGAAGUUUACCUAAAAUUUGCCCCAGAAUUUCACAUCAACCACAGAGAUGGCAAUCAGUAUAACGUCCAGUUUACCUAUAACAGAAUUAACAUGAGGAGGUUCUAUCAGGCUGUUGAUGCUGCAGACAGUUUGGCAAAGGAGUUUCUGUUUCCAUAUGAGUUUUCGGAAAGAAGAUAUAUCAAUACUACUCCACUGGUGCCUUUAACUCAGAACAUCAACGAGGAACAGAUUCGUUGUGUUCAGAUGAUCCUUGGUUGCAAAGGCACACCACCUUAUUUAGUUCAUGGACCUCCAGGUACUGGUAAGACUCAAACCCUGGUGGAAGCUAUCCUCCAACUCUACAUGACACGAAAGAAUGCUCGGAUGCUUGUUUGUGCUCCUUCAAAUAGUGCUGCAGACCACAUACUGGAGAAGCUCCUCAAUCAGGAGGGUGUUGAAAUUCGCGAUAAUGAUGUUUUCAGGCUAAAUGCAAGCACACGACAAUAUGACGAAAUCAAGCCUGACAUUCUUCCCUACUGCUUCUUUGAUGAACAAAUUUUCAGAUGUCCUCCACGCAAUGCCUUAGUGCGCUAUAGGAUUGUUGUUUCAACUUAUAUGAGUACUUCCCUUCUUUAUGCUGAGGAUAUCAAGCGUGGUCACUUCUCUCACAUUUUCUUAGAUGAGGCUGGCCAAGCUUCAGAGCCAGAAUCCAUAAUUCCGAUAUCCAACCUCUGUCUAAGGAAAACAGUUGUCGUUCUUGCUGGCGACCCCAUGCAAUUAGGCCCAGUGAUUUACUCCAAGGAAGCAGAAAUUUAUGGAUUAGGUAAAUCAUAUUUGGAAAGGCUUUUUGAAUGUGAAUAUUACAGCACUGGGGAUGAAAACUAUGUAAUCAAGUUGUUGAGAAACUAUAGAUGUCAUCCGGAUAUCUUGCAUCUUCCUUCUACAUUGUUCUAUGGCGGUGAACUAAUUGCAUGUAAAGAUGAGAAGAGUCUUCUCAUGGAUACAGCAGAUAUUCUUAAAGUACUUCCUAAUAAAGAGUUUCCUGUUCUUUUCUUUGGUAUCCAAGGCUGUGAUGAGAGGGAAGGCAACAAUCCAUCAUGGUUUAACCGAAUUGAGGUAAGCAAGGUGGUUGAGAUUGUAAGGAAACUGACUGAUGGUGGAAAUCUGACCGAGGAAAAUAUUGGGAUCAUAACACCCUAUCGGCAGCAAGUGCUCAAAAUUAGGAAAGCCUUUGAUAGUCUGGAUAUGAUUGAUAUAAAGGUUGGUAGUGUAGAACAAUUUCAAGGACAAGAGAGGCAAGUGAUUAUUGUUUCUACUGUUCGAUCAACAAUUAAACAUAAUGAGUUUGACAAAACCUACUGUUUGGGGUUUUUGAGUAAUCCAAGAAGGUUUAAUGUGGCUGUUACUCGGGCUAUAUCUCUUCUGGUCAUAAUUGGCAAUCCCCAUAUAAUCAAUCAGGAUGUUUAUUGGAACAAGCUGUUAUGGCAGUGUGUUGACAAAGAUUCAUAUCAAGGUUGCCCCCUCCCUGAAAGGCAGGACCUCACAGAUGAGGUACAACUGUGCACUAACCGAGAGGGACAAAGUUCAGGAUUUGAAGAAGCAGGCCAGGAUCAAGAGCUGCAGGAGCCGGCAGUGGCACCAGAGACGGAAUUUUCCCAACCAGUUGUUGAUGAAGCUGAAUGGUCUGAUGGGUGGAAGUAACCUUUGCUACCAGUUCAGAAACAUAGCGGAGAAGAAAAUUCUUGUUUAACUUUAUCUUCUUAGAUCUUUGUAGAUGUCUUGGAAAUAUUGUCUAUAUACUCUACUGUUAGUUUAAAAACUCUACCUUUACCCGACUAGGCUUAUACUUGACUUCCAGAUCCUACUCACCUAGGAUCUUUCUUGCUUCGGAAACGUAGGAUUCCUCUGAUUCAACUGAGUGAGACUGAUGAUUUAAGCUAUUGGGGGAAUUCCUCUUGAAGUGACUCAUACUCAGACUCACGGAAAGAGAUUUUGUUUUGCUGUUGCAAGUUUGUACAUUCUAUAAACACAAUUUCCUUUUAAUCAAGUAGAAAAGAAAAAAGAAAAAGUGCAAUUACGAAAA